AUGUCAGAACAGCCAGAGGCUCCUACUGAACUAGCUGGAAUCAGAGGCAGGAACAUUCUGAUUUUGACGCUACCAUUAGUCCAAGAGUCAAGGGGAGCUGCAGAUCCAUGGAGCACCGGUGGAGUUGCACCUCAAAACAGUUGGGCCCCUAACGAUGCUACAGCUGGAGCGAACCCCUCAGCUGGAGGAUGGAACGUUGCGGGAUGGAGUGACGAUCAAUCAUCUAGUGAUGAAGAGACGCAAGACGGAUGGACCGAAGACGAAAAUCCACCCAAUAAUAAUAAUAAUAAUGCAGCGGGCGGAUGGGUUAAUGGUGCGGCAGGAAGCUGGAAUGGACCACCUGGUGCUGCACAAGCAAAUAAUGUAGGAUGGAAUCAAAAUGCAGGAAAUGCUGCUGGAUGGGUAAAUGGACCUGCACAGGUUGCAGCAGUUCCUGUUGUAAGUAAUGGCCCGCCUCCACAAAAUGGAUGGGCACCAAAUGUUGCAUCGGGUGGAUGGAAUGCUGCACCUGCCCAAGGUGCAAACAAUAAUAAUGCUGGAGGGUGGCAAGCUCCCCAACAAGGCGGUGGUGGUGGCUGGGCACCGCAACAAGCAGGGGGACAACCGGCACCAGGUGGAUGGAAUGCAAAUAAUGCUCAAACCUGGGCUGCUACUCCGGGGUGGAAGUUGGAAUGCCGGGCCAGCAACCGGUGCCGGAUGGAACGAUGGGGGAGGUACAAGCUGGCAAGAUGCAGGACUGUCUUGGAAGGUUUAUAA
Uloborus diversus is the source of this 756-nucleotide messenger RNA. Its product is annotated as heterogeneous nuclear ribonucleoprotein A1-like. Lineage: Eukaryota; Metazoa; Arthropoda; Arachnida; Araneae; Uloboridae. The record is from RefSeq and is a predicted model, not a curated record. The transcript is spliced from 3 exons. The coding region runs from base 1 to 756 and encodes 251 amino acids.